AUGAACGAACCAAAUCGCAAUGACAGAUUCUUGCUUGAGGAUGCUCCAAGACCUGGGUCGUCUACUACGAUAGACGACACCGCACAUCCACAAGCCAACCAAGCUACGGAAGCGCUGUCCCAGUCCAAGCGCGAGGGUAAACUUCGCAAGUUUAUAGCAAAGAAGUUGCUCCAGGCAGAGUCUGACAACAGGAAACCAAGCAACAACGAGAUCACAACCGCACCACCACCACCACCACCUGUUCAUCAGCCCCUAACUAUCCGUAACGAAAUCCCACUUGCAGAACUAGAAGUCUCGGGAACGGGAACGCCGGGCCGUACCAAAACCCUCGAACCCCCGGCCGAUCCGCCCGUCUGGAUCGUCUGCCGUUCCUGCAACUGGCGGACCGAGGCCGUCGCGUCCGCCGUGGAGAGGUCCCCGACCGAGACCUCAUUUUCCUGCUUCUCCUGCCUCCCGCGGACGGUCCGGCUCGAGUGCGGCAAUUGCGGGAAGAAGGUUGCGGCGCGCCGUCCCAGGAGCCCCGAACAGGCUUAG
Messenger RNA from Anthostomella pinea, 534 nucleotides. The record is from the annotation of a GenBank genome assembly. Lineage: Eukaryota; Fungi; Ascomycota; Sordariomycetes; Xylariales; Xylariaceae.